AGAGAGAGAGAGAAAAGGUGGAGGAGUGAGAGAGAAAGCGUGUGUGUGUGUGUAUGUGUGUGUGUGUGUGUAUGUGUGUGAGGCACUGGCAUUCACUCUUAGACAUCAGGAGCCGGUGGACUGAAGGAGUGCGAUGCCUCUGGAUCCCACAUUCACCACUGUAUUUGUUCGUCCAGCCUGUUGUUAAGUGCGCAAGUGGAUCGUACGCAAGCCUCUAAACACUUGUGUGUUAGAGAGAGGGUGAGAGUGUGUGGGCCCCCUGGCGAGGGGCUCAGCAGGUUGGGCUGGGGGGGGGCGCUAAGGCCAGGUGGCUGUGAGCACCAUGAGCGUGCCACUGCUGAAGAUCGGAGCGGUGCUCAGCACCAUGGCGAUGGUCACUAACUGGAUGUCUCAGACGCUGCCGUCGCUCGUAGGACUCAACGGCACUACUGUGUCCCGCGCCGGAACCUCGGAGAGGAUCGUCAGCGCCUUGUACCCGAGCCCGGAGGAAGGCUGGCAGAUCUACAGCUCGGCACAGGAUGCAGAUGGGAAGUGUAUCUGCACGGUGGUGGCUCCGGCCCAAAACAUGUGUAAUCGAGACCCACGCAGCCGCCAGCUCCGCCAACUCAUGGAGAAGGUCCAGAACAUCACCCAGUCGAUGGAGGUGUUGGAUUUAAGGACAUACAGGGAUUUACAGUACGUCAGGGACACGGAGAACUUGAUGAAAACGGUGGAUGGUAGAUUGAAGACAGCUUCGGAGAACCCACGCAGCCUCAACCCCAAGAGUUUUCAGGACCUAAAGGACAAAGUGGCUCAGCUGCUCCCUCUGUUGCCGGUGCUAGAGCAGUAUAAGACGGAUGCGCAGAUGAUCCUGCGGCUCAGGGACGAGGUGAGGAACCUGUCGCUGGUCCUCAUGGCCAUCCAAGAGGAGAUGGGAGCCUACGACUACGAGGAACUCCGGCAGAGAGUCCUGUUGCUGGAGACGCGCCUACACUCCUGCAUGCAGAAACUGGGCUGUGGGAAGCUGACAGGCGUGAGUAACCCCAUCACCAUCCGCGCCUCAGGUUCUCGGUUUGGCUCCUGGAUGACAGACACCAUGAUUCCCAGCUCUGAUAACAGGGUGUGGUCAAUGGACGGCUACUUCAAAGGGCGGCGUGUGCUCGAGUACCGCACCCUGAGCGACUUCAUGAAAGGUCAGAACUUCGUUCAGCACCUUCUGCCUCACCCCUGGGCUGGGACAGGUCACGUGGUCUACAACGGCUCGCUCUACUACAACAAGUAUCAGAGCAACAUCCUGAUCAAGUACCACUUCCGUUCACGCAGCGUCCUGGUGCAGCGGAGUCUGAGCGGCGCCGGGUAUAACAACACCUUCCCAUACUCGUGGGGCGGAUCAUCCGAUAUCGACCUGAUGGCAGACGAGAGCGGCCUGUGGGUCGUCUACACCACCAUCGCCAACGCAGGCAACAUCGUCAUCAGUCGCCUGCAGCCCGAGAGCCUGGAAAUCCUGCAGACGUGGGACACGGGCUUCCCGAAGCGCAGCGCCGGCGAGUCCUUCAUGAUCUGCGGAACGCUUUACGUCACCAACUCGCAUCUGGCCGGCGCCAAAAUUUACUUCGCCUACUACACCAACACGUCCACCUACGAGUACACGGACAUUCCGUUCCACAACCAGUACUCGCACAUCUCCAUGAUGGACUACAACCCACGUGAGCGUGUGCUCUACACUUGGAACAACGGCCACCAGGUGCUCUACAACGUCACGCUGUUCCAGGUCAUCAAGACCUCUGGAGACUGAGGCUAGCACUUACAUACACACACACACACACACACAAAACACUCUUGUGCAUUACAUAUUUACCAUAAAAGUGCGUGUAUAUACAUAUAAACCCUCAAACUGAAAGAAAGGACAUGACCAUGAUUGGAGCUUAGACUUAUUUUCCUCUUUUUUUUACAUUUCAAUCUUCAUAGUGUUAUUAUUCACAUAAUGUGCUGAGAAAAGCCCGCGGGCUGCAACGCCGAUGCCGAUGUACGGACUGAGCUUUUGGUUUUUGUUUGUUUGGUUGGUUGUUUUUUUUCUUUUUCUUUUCUGUGACAAGUGAGCAUGACACGUUUUUGAUUUGUGGCCAAAAAAGAAUAAACGUCAACCUUUAACAUUUCA
Molecule: messenger RNA, 2137 nt
Organism: Silurus meridionalis
Lineage: Eukaryota; Metazoa; Chordata; Actinopteri; Siluriformes; Siluridae
Gene: olfm2a
Product: olfactomedin 2a
Exons: 6
Coding region: 323-1774 (483 amino acids)
Biological process (GO): signal transduction
Source: RefSeq, a predicted model, not a curated record